Molecule: messenger RNA, 734 nt
Organism: Leptopilina boulardi
Lineage: Eukaryota; Metazoa; Arthropoda; Insecta; Hymenoptera; Figitidae
Exons: 3
Coding region: 104-586 (160 amino acids)
Source: RefSeq, a predicted model, not a curated record
UAUAGAUAAAACAGAAAAUUGAGAAUAAAUUUCAAUACAUUUGAAUGACAUACAUGUCUUAAGAAUUUAGUUGAAAUUUAGAAGAGCUCAAGCUAAGUAUCGAAUGAUGAAGUCUUUAAAUUUUUUGUUGACAAUAUUGCUUGCUUUUUAUUGCACAGAAUACGUGAUGGGUGAAGCUUUUAUCAUACCUAUUGACGAAGCAACUCCUGAACUGGGGGUAUCUAUAAUCGAUGUAUAUAAGAAAUGUGAGACUGUCAACAGAUGCACAAUUUCUCGAAUUCAAGAAACCAUAGACGUUGCAGAGCAAAUAAGUGGCGAACGCAUGAUACACCGAAUAGUCGAUAGAGUAGGUCAUAAUUCUUCAAUUAACGAAAAUGAAUGGAACUCGAUGAUUGACGAAGAAUGCCGUAGUAACGCUUUUCUUCCUGCACUUCCAAACACGGGUUUGACAAAUCUCUUGCCUUGCAUGCCUGGAUUAACCAGCACUAGUCCCGUCUUUCAAAAUGCUAUUCGAAAUUAUUUGCAUGAAUACUGCAAUAGAGUGAGCAGAGUCUCCAAACAAAUUUUAUUAAUAUUCGACUUUUGAAGCUUAGUCAACAAAGAAGAUGGAUCAUAACUCGACUUUUGCAUAAAUAUGUAUAUGUAUAUCGUCGUAUAUAAAUAUAUGUAUCUAAUAAAUUUUAAUGAUUUAUGCAAUUUAAGUUCUUAAUAAAGCAUUAUCUAUCACAAGAGAA